This is a messenger RNA of Racocetra persica, 235 nucleotides long. Lineage: Eukaryota; Fungi; Glomeromycota; Glomeromycetes; Diversisporales; Gigasporaceae. The record is from the annotation of a GenBank genome assembly.
GCACAUCGAACAAGUUGUCCUUUCUGGAGCAAAGAAAUCUACAAUAUCGCCUCCGAAAGAUCGUUUAAUAUCAAAUCCGUUUGACGAACCAUUAAUGCCGUUGACUAAGAAGGAAAUUAUGGACUUGCUAAGAUCAGAGGACUUGCUUGAUCCAACGGUUCGAAAUGAUAAACUGCGAAGGGAAAGCGAAGCAGAACUCAAGAAAUUCAAUGCUCAAUCAUUUGAAUCAUGUUAA